This is a messenger RNA of Folsomia candida, 1880 nucleotides long. RefSeq lists its product as uncharacterized. The coding region runs from base 307 to 1569 and encodes 420 amino acids. NCBI's taxonomy places the organism in Eukaryota, Metazoa, Arthropoda, Collembola, Entomobryomorpha, Isotomidae. The record is from RefSeq and is a predicted model, not a curated record. The transcript has 4 exons.
GUAAAUUAAUUCGGUUGGAUUCAUUGUUUGCUGAUCCCAUAAAAAGCUUAUCUUGUUUUAUGGUUAUUGAGUUCAAAGAUCAUGCACAUGGACAUCGUUCGAUUUGCCUCAUACUAAGUACUUGCUAAUUGAUCGUUAUCAACAUAAAAUAUUGGAUGCAUUUUAAAGCGGAUACAUACAAUCCCAGUGCAGCAGUAGUCUCAGUUCUCUAACCGAGAUCAUCUAUCACGCAGAAAAAUAAUAUCAUAAACGUGUCGUAAAAAUAAUUGUAUUUAAAGACUUCAUUUAAAAUCAAUUUUGUUAUCAAUGUCGUUGUGCCCACACUUUUUACCAGAAUAUUUCUGCAAAGUGCACGAAGUUCUGGUUGCAUUUCAUCCACAAAUCUCUCAAACGCCGAUUCAUGAGAUAAGUAGUCGAUUAGUAGCACGGAAUGUAAUUACUGAAAAUGAGUAUUACGACAUUUUGCUGGUUAAUACCAAUUGUCUCAAGUCUGAAAAGCUAAUCAAUAUCAUUUCAAAACGGUUACCAGGUUUUGAAUGUUUCGUUUUGAUUUUGAUGGAAGAAAAUUACCAGUCCUGGUUAUCCGAGGAGCUAUUUAAUGCAUACAUUCGUCAUGUAGUCGAACACAUAAAGCGAUUAAAGAGUUCCAAGAAAUGUACAUGUCCUUCUUCUGCAUCCGAAUCAGAAUGGAAUCUUUUCGCCACUGUCAAGAACAAGCUUGCAAAUGCUGCAGAAGCAGUUGACCAUUGUUUAUAUAAUGUUGGAACCUCCAUGGGUUUUAUGGAUCAGACGAUUUUCCCAACUAAAAAUUUUUUGGAGCCCAUUAAUAAAAGACUGCCAUUUUUAGUAAGAGGUGGGAUGAGUUCGGAAACGAAUAUUCAGAAAAUCUUGGACCAUCCCAAGAAUGAAUGUACGGUCAUCUCCCCAAUCGAAAAUAUGUUAGAGCCGUCUAUUACUGUCGUAAAUAUCUGCAAGGUCGAGGAAGUAGAAAAUUUAGAUUGUGCUAUUAAUGCAAAUAAUAAUGAUGUCCAGAUUUUGGAAGAAAACGAGCGCACAUCAACUCAUGAUGAUAUUGGUGACGGGGACGACAACGUUGAUUUAAUAAUGGUCAGUGCUCAAGAACUUUCCAAAAAUUCUGCUAGAAUUCAUGGCUGGACAGCAAGGUCGAGCGAAGAUUUUAACCCGGAUAGCAAAUCAAAUUCUAGAACGCAUCAGGGAAAUUGGAGCCCUUGUAAUGAUCUGGAAUGGGAUAAUUAUGACAUGGUGACAAACAGCCUUAUUCAGAGCCAAAAGUAUACUUCAUCAGCACCCUCUGAAAAACCAAUUGCGUUGGAUAUAUGCCAACAAAGUCUUUCGUCUCCAUCAACGAAACAAUUGCAACGUAAAUUUGGGAAGAACGAGUCUCAGAAAAAUCCCACGUCCCCGGAUGUACGGUUCAACAGGUUGACUAGUAAAAGAGGGGCACGGACACCAGCCGCUUUAAAUACCACGAGCAGACCAAGAAUUUCUCCCUCGGAUUAUGCUACUGUUCAAAAGUCAAUUGAAUGGUGCAAUAAAACUUACAAGUAAUAAAGGCUGAAAUAAAGAUAACUUGACUGUACAAUACAUAUGUACACAGGUGUAAUUACUAAUUAGAUGUUGUGAUAAAAUCUCUGUAAUAUUUAAACGUGGGCACUUCCAGAAAUAUUAAGAUCAACACCAGAUCAAAAAUACUAUCGAGAAAUAAUUCAACUGAACUGACAAAAUAAUAUAAAUAAAAAAUAAAUAUCUAGUAUUGACAAAUGUUUAACUAACAAGAGCACAGUCCAAGAUGUGCCUGUCUUAAAUGUUCCGGUUUUAACUCUGGCUUUGGUUAUUAAAUUAAUGUUAGGUAAGAAAAA